This is a messenger RNA of Ochlerotatus camptorhynchus, 3006 nucleotides long. RefSeq lists its product as uncharacterized. Bases 147 to 2546 code for a protein of 799 amino acids. Lineage: Eukaryota; Metazoa; Arthropoda; Insecta; Diptera; Culicidae. The transcript has 4 exons. The record is from RefSeq and is a predicted model, not a curated record.
CAAUCAUGAGGUAAAUAAGUGCAAAUCGCGAUAGAAUUUUCAUCAAAAAUCCGCCUUAAAAUCAGGCAUAAACACUAGAUAAUCAUUAUCUCACAAUUAUUGUGCUACCGAUAGCCGAGAAGAGCAAAGCGAUAGGUAUAAUUAGCAUGAGUGAUAUGGAGAAAGCUAUUGAACAAAAGUUGGCUGAUGCCAGAAAGCGAAGUGACAAAAAAGAAGAAGCAAAGUGUAGUGAUAAAAAGAAACCAUCGAAUUUUGGAUCAAGAAAUAAUAAAACAGAUAAAGGCGACGAUAAAAAUAAGGAUGCAAAAGUGAAGGAAAAGCCGAAGGAUGAAGAUAAGAAGUCGGAUUCGAGCUCGAGUAAGAAGCAGAAUUCGAAGGGUGGUAGUGAUAAGAAAGAUGGUAAUAGCGGAGGAGGGAAGGACCGAGAGAACAAUAAAAAACCGGGUACCAGCAAGGUCGACAAGGAAUCUGAUAAAACUUUAAAUGGCAAAGAUUCAGCUUCUGAACACAAGAAAACUGCUGCGAAUUUAAAAAUCAAGUCAGAGGAUAGCAUAAGUAAGACGAAGCCAAAAGAUGCCAUUGUUAGAUCGGAUGGGAAACAAAGGGAAAUCGAGAAAUCACGGACAACCAGCAAAACUCGAACCAGUCGAGAGAAAUCCAAGAGUCCUAUACUAUUUGUUAGGAAUUAUAAUUACAAGGAUACAUUCGAGGAGCGUACUUCCUUCAGAGGAGGUCGGUCACCGAUAAGGCGAAGGUCUCGAUCUCCAUCACGCAGAAGAUCUCGAUCUCCUGUCCGUCGACGUAGCCCUUCUCCCUCCAGAAGACGCGAUUCAUGGCGACGAAGCCCCAGAAGACGAUCCAGGAGUCCCCGUGAUAGGAUAAGAUCACCUACCCGGUCACAUCGCGGUCGCAGUCGGUCUUCGGAACGGAGAGAUCCCAAAGCAUUGAUUGCAAAGAAGAGCUUUCUGGACGAUCUCGCGGUAAAGUUUGCUCAGGAAGGAAAGGAGUUCCCCGAGUUGGAGCAGUAUCGGUGUGAGAUAAACAGUCAAUUUGUUUCUUAUCCGCAUACCAAUCAGUUCUCCAGGAACGCAGUAGAGCAUGUCUGUAGUAACAUGUCUGCUCAAGAUGCGUUUAUGGACAUAAACAUGAUGUCCCAAAUGAACGUUCCCAUGGGCAAUCCGAUAGUAUUGACGGAUCCCUACAAUGCCUAUCCAAUGUAUCCCGAAACGCCAUCUCUGAUUUCCUAUCCAAUUCAGAGCGCUCAACCUAUGUUGAACUCUCCGGGUAUGUCUUUGGAUAGUCCCCAGGUAUCCACCAAGUCGCAGCCGUUUAAAAAUGAAAACACCAGCGUGGCGAAAUCGACGAAUCAAAAACAAAACGUAGGAACCCAACCUUCCAGAACGUCAGAAAUCUGGACUAAACAGGAAGUUAAAAUUCGGAUCAAACAGGCGCUUCAACUGUUGGACGAUGCUGAUCGUUCGAUUACCAAAACUGGCAAGUUCAUGUUUCGGGCUCCUACGUUCUACGGAAACGAUGUUAACGAAACUCGGUCGCCCAUUGUGCAAAGCGCCAGCAAUCCACUUUUUGCGUUUAGUAGUCGUUCUGGAGCAACCAGUGAUCCAUUUGGAAACGUUCCUCCUAAACUGAAAGCUGUCGUUGAUGUGCUUCGUAUGGACGAGGGACUAAUUUCUCAGAAGAUUUACCACCGUCAUCAGAUUAAGCAACAAGCCGCAAACAUUGAACGAGGGAAAUUGGAAGCUGAGGAACGCACCAGACGCCUGCAGAAUACACCGAUGUUUAAGACGGCUCUACAGAAGACUACUCAGACCGAUCCAACUGUAUGCACUGAUUGCUUGCUACGCAAAAUAAAGGUCAGAUAUAAUGAAGAAACUCAAACAGCCGUUGUUCGUACUGUCGAUUCCGGUGCACAGACUAAUCCGAUGCCAGUCCAGACUGUUUCGGAAUUUGGUUCAAUAACUGAACUUACACCGAAUCAGGUUCGUGCGGUUAGUGAAAUGAUAAAGUACAUAAAGUUGACCGUAACUAGUGGCAAUCUACAAGAAAUGCGUGAUUCCCUGAAAGAAGAUCAAGUUUACAAUCUGAACGGUGAUCUUCGGACGGCCUAUCAUUACUUUGACGCAAUGGUUGAACACCAGAAUCAUGGGACUCAUAAAACUAAAAAAGAUGAGAGCGAGUCGUUUGAUCAGCCAGACGACUACAAUGAACCAGAUACUUUAAUCGAAGAUGAAAAUGUUGACGAAUAUGACGAAUUUCAUCGAGCUUUCUGCCCGGACGAGGACGAGGAAGAUGGAGAAACAGAGGUGUACUCUAAUCCGUUGCUGCAAAGCCAACCGUCUAGUUUCCAGCGGACCAUGGACAACCGAAACAGUUUCGUGAAGAAGAUCGGCAACAAGAGCUCAUUUGCGAACCCUGAAUGCAAUUUUGGAGGACCAAGUCGAGGCCAGUUUAACCCACAUCAUAAACGUGGUGGUGGACGCGGAACUAAUAAGGGUGCUCAUGCAGUUCCCUUUAACAGAAGAAAUUAAUCACUAAGUGUCACAUUGUCAUUAUGCUAUUGGGUAAUUUGCUAAUAAGGUGAACUAAGUACAUUACCCUACAACAAAUGUAAUGAAUUCCAAUCGGAAAUGUAUUGAAUAAACUUAACCUACGUGCAAUUGCGUUCCUCGGGUUUUUAUUGUUUAUUCUUAGCAUGUCAGUAGUCCUUCGAGCAAUGCUGUGGUAAAGAUUCAAAAACAAAUCUGUGGAUAAAUCAACAUGAUUAAACGGACUUCAAGGAAUCGGCAGGAAGGAAAAAAAAACUGGAAGCCUCAUCCAAGGAAAUUCUGAUGCCGAUGUACCUAAAAAAUAAUGUGUAAUGCCAUGAAUACAAAUAGGUACAUUAUUAAAGAAACAGAAUAAAAACAGAAUAUUUACAAUACUUAUGUAAUUCCGUCACUUAAGAACUUCGAUGCGAAAUAUGUUUUUUUUUUGUAUAAAAAAUUACCU